This is a messenger RNA of Dimorphilus gyrociliatus, 2034 nucleotides long. NCBI's taxonomy places the organism in Eukaryota, Metazoa, Annelida, Polychaeta, Dinophilidae. The record is from the annotation of a GenBank genome assembly.
GCACUCUGCCGCCGCAAUUCCUAGGUGGAGGAUGAACGACGACGACACCGAAAUGGAGUGGUUAAAGUUAGAAAGAAAAGAAGGCGAAGUUGUGUUGGAAGUCGAAUGUGGACAAAAACAUGCUGUUAUGUACGUCGACAGGCUAUGCCAAGGUAGUAAGGGAAAGUGUAUAUACUAUGACGGUUGUUGGCUAACGCCUAACGAACUGCAACGCGUUAGCGGACGGCAAACCGCAAAGGAUUGGAAACGGUCGAUACGUCACCGCGGUAAAUCGUUAAAGCUUCUAGUCGCCAGAGGAGUUCUUCGGGUUCAUGACGCUACUUGCCGAUGCCGAGUUUGUGCUCCCCAAAGUCAGCGCCGAAAGAGAAGCGUUUCUGAUGACGAAGAGGACGAGGUCGUCUACAUCAAAGUUGCCAAAGUCGAUAAACCGCCACCACCACCACCACCACCACCACCACCACCGCCACAGCCAGUCGAUCGAUCCGACGAUAAAACACCGACGAGUGAAAAACAUCCGAAACCGGUAGAGGGCGCGGGUCGAAAAAAAUCCGACCUGGAAAGCGUUGUUCAGAAACUACAAAAGGAUAUCGAACAGAAAGUUGUAGAAGCGGAGGCGGUGGAGGCUAGAGAGACAGAAGAAACCGAACCGGAACCAACAAAUGACGAAGGGGAUAGUUGUAUUAGAACCGACUUAUCAAGGCUAGAGCAAUUUAUCAAUAAGCGGAAGAGAACGCCGGUGAAGGCGUCGCCCGUUUCCGAGGCGUCUUCAAAGUCGGACGACCGUCCGGUUUACGAUUACAACGCCCUCUACAAAGGUGUCGGUCAAUGGCCUCGCUACACUAUGGAAUACGAAUAUGCCGCCUCACUCUUCCACCAUUACCAGCACUUACCUUCCACUUCCUUCCUUUCGCCCUUGACGUUCUGGUCACAGCCAUACAGUACUACGGCUUCAGAUAAUUUAAUGGCGGCAGCUGCAAAUUUUUAUUCUCGUUUGCAGAAUAAAUCAACAAUUUAACUUUAAAAUUUUAAACAAAAAACAGAAAAAAGGGGGAUGUAAGAAGUAAAUCAAGACUCUCCAAAAUAAAGUCUACUGAUGAGAAGUUACCAACUGGAAAAAGAUGGUUAAAGCGAGAGUGUGAAAAAAGGGUGUAAAGAGAAAGAAAGCAGAAAGGGUGGUGGGAGGAGAUGGGGUGUGGGGAAGGGCGAGGAGGAAAGAGAAGGAAUGGGUAGGGAGGAAUGGUGCAGGGAAUAUAUGAAGAGAAACGCUUUUCUGAUUGUAUUAUAUGACAAGACUGUUAAUUUUAAAUAAUCAAACAAUUGCACAUGCACACUUUUUUGUAUAUAAAGUAUAUAUAAUUACAUACGUUACAUAUAUACGUACAAAAUCGGUAUACAGUAUUUUACAAUAUAUGCUGUACAUAUAUAUAUAUCUAUAUAUAUAUAUAUGUAUUUAUAUUUAUAUAUACAUACAUAUGUUGUAUCUUUCCUAAAUUAUAUUGAAUGCUUCAUAAUUUUAGUAUAAAUUAUUAUAAUACAUUACUAUACCUAUGUGUAUUCUCAUUCGAGCCAACUAUAAAAUAUUUUAUAUUUACAUAUGUUUUACAUUUAUAGCAUCAUUAAAUGUGCUCUGAAGCGUCUUAUUCAUAAUACAUGCAUGUGUCAUUUAUAUAGCUUUACUCUAAAUGGUAGAAUUUCAUAAUCGUUCUGAUAACGAAUACAUAAUUUAUAAUCGAUGUACUGCGCUGUUCCUAUUUUCACCCUGUCAUUAGAAGCUGUUAGUUUGACGUCUUUCUGUGAGGCGGAGGAGGAUAUUCAACGCUGUUAUUUAUAGUCCGUAUAUUAGAUUUCUAGUGCUGUCCCCUCUCGCCUAAUUUUACUCUUUUUCUCUUUAAACGUUGCCAUCUAUCGGGAGUAUCACCCAUGCUUUAUUUCAGGCCUUCCUUAGUUCUUUUAUUUUCCCAUUUCAAUUUUACAUUAUUUGGCAAAUAGAAUAGUACUUUUAAUGGUUUGCUUCUAUCUAUUAGGAGGUCAUUU